Molecule: messenger RNA, 834 nt
Organism: Menidia menidia (Atlantic silverside)
Lineage: Eukaryota; Metazoa; Chordata; Actinopteri; Atheriniformes; Atherinopsidae
Source: the annotation of a GenBank genome assembly
AUGCUGGUUGGCUACAGCAGCAGCUCGGAAGAGGAGGAGGGCGAAACGGAGACAACUCAAAGCGAAGGAUUUGACCAAAAGUGGCAGAAGGAAGACGAUGGUAGCGAUGACCUCCCGCCUAAGAAGAAAAUAAAGACAGAUGAGCCGGCUUCUAAAAAAAGACUGCCGCUCCCAGGCUGCCUGUUAACCAUGUUUCCAGACGAAAUGGAUCCACAGACUGAGGACAGCUCCCUCCACGGUGGACGUGUCCGCUCCUUCAAACACGAGAGAGGAAACUGGGCCACUUAUGUUUAUUUCCCAUACCAUCCGGAGGAUGAGUUUGAGGAGUUUUUGGAGGAGCUGCUCUCGACAGCCAGGGCUCGAGGAGUGGGUCUGACCCCACAGGAGGAGUUCCACCUCAGCCUUUCUCAGACGGUGGUGCUCAGACACCACUGGAUCCAGCCCUUCAUCCAAAGCUUAAAGGAAAGCCUGACCCACUGUAGAAGAUUUGUUUGCACAGCGGGGAGACUGAAGGUCUACAGUAAUGCUGAGAGGACAAGGACGUUUCUGGGGAUGGAAGUGUCCUCUGGAAAUACUCAGUUGUUGGACCUGGUCCACAUUGUUGACAAAACAAUGACAGAGUUUCGACUGGAAACUUUUAAUGAGGAUCCAUCGUUCCAUGUGAGUUUGGCAUGGUGUGUUGGAGACCAGAUGGAGAAGCUGAAGCGGUGCAUUCAGGAGCUCCAGACGCUGGUGGAGCGGCGUGAGGACGGGCCGCUCCUGCUGAGGCUGGACUGUUCAGAGCUGCGCUGCCGGACGGGAAACAAAACAUUCCGCUUCCCUCUGGAGACGUGA